Messenger RNA from Aspergillus pseudotamarii, 1356 nucleotides. Its product is annotated as telomere length and silencing 1 family protein. The transcript has 3 exons. Bases 219 to 1232 code for a protein of 337 amino acids. The record is from RefSeq and is a predicted model, not a curated record. NCBI's taxonomy places the organism in Eukaryota, Fungi, Ascomycota, Eurotiomycetes, Eurotiales, Aspergillaceae. Gene Ontology annotation, cellular component: spliceosomal complex. Gene Ontology annotation, biological process: mRNA splicing, via spliceosome.
GGCGGGUGUGUUUCAUCACCUACACACUGUCCUGCUACUGUCAUUACUAGGUCCUAUCUCCAUUGCUACGAAUAAGCUACGGAUUUCUCUCUCAUGUACGUACCUUUUCAUAGCGCAGGACUCAUAUUUUACUUAAAUUCUCCCCUCUAUCCACUUGACUGCUCGUCUGUUCUCUCCCUAGGUAGAUAUCAUACGCCAUAUCUCCUUUGGAGUCAACGAUGGACACUAAUACUACCUCGAACCCGGAGACUCUCUUCCGACCGGUAAAGAGAAGAAAGUUCUUGCGACGUCGCCCUGAGGACACACUAGAAGAUUUCCGCAAUGAAAAUCAAAGGGAUGACCGUGACUCAGAUCCUGCCACCCCCUCUCAAUCCCAAGCAGACAAUGAUACUGUGCACCCUAUUGAUCCUGUUCGUCUACGACGUCUUCAUCGCUUUCGCAAGGGUGGCAUUGGAUUUUCUACUACCUCUCCACAGUCGGCAAACAACGAUAAGCAAGCUAUCGUAUCUACGGGAUCAGCGGAGGAACUCGAGGCGCAGAGAAUCCAAGCUAUGUGUGACCGAUUUACAGCACAUACUGGACAGACGGUGGAUGUUGACAAACAUAUGAUGGCUUAUAUAGAGACCGAAAUGGCUAAGCGACACCAGCACACUGUCCCGACAGAUGAUUCAGAUGGUCCUUUGGUGGGCGAAUCUGGUGCUGCGCCGUCCCCAACCGACCAUCCUCAACGUGAACCGGCGUCUUUAGGUAAACUCCACGAGAUUGAUCUUGGCCAGGAGACCAAGCUACAGAAUAUCGCACGGACGGAGGCAGCGACAAGAAAGUUAGCAAGAGACGAUGAAUAUGAGCAUCUCAAGCAUGACGGCUCUCUCUCCACAGCAGCUCCUAUGGGAAUGGAUGAGAGACUAUGGCGUCGUCAGAAACGACGAACCAGUGAGGAUGUGGAAAGAGACCGACUCGUAGAAGAAGUUUUACGUGAGAGUAAACUGGAUGUAUAUGAGGAACCGGAACAUGAAACAGCGGCAGCGGGAGACGACCAAGCUGCCGAUGACAGAGUCGCCGAACAGUUCCGAAGAGACUUCCUCGAUGCCAUUCAGUCACGUCGUCGGGUAACGCGAGUGAAAAACCCCAAGACCGUGAAAACCGAGGCAUCGCGGGGUCCUAAGCUGGGAGGCAGCCGGAGUGCUAGGGCUGCGAUGCGGGAAAUGCAAGAGAAGCAAGGACGUAAAUGAAUGUGCAUUACAACCUACCCGCCCCACUCAUCUGGAAUCUUGGAUAAUCUCAUCCUUACUGUGACAUACUUGUCGCCUGUAGCGCCAGCUUACACUCUGGAUAUACUUCAGUGUAAUAUUUUCC